Molecule: messenger RNA, 723 nt
Organism: Plasmodium coatneyi
Lineage: Eukaryota; Apicomplexa; Aconoidasida; Haemosporida; Plasmodiidae
Product: KIR protein
Exons: 2
Coding region: 1-723 (240 amino acids)
Source: RefSeq, a predicted model, not a curated record
AUGGAGCGGGAGAAGGAAACAUACGACAAUUACCUCUGGGACUUUUUUUAUUAUUGGGUAGGUACCAGAAUAAAGGAAGAUUUAAAGGGGUACGAUUUUACAACUACAAUGAGGACAAUUUGCGAUAAGUUGCCCGAGAGCGAAGCAAAGAAUAUAUGUACGAAUAAAUACCCAGAAAUUAACAAAGACCUCUUUGAAAAAGCAAAAGUGCUAUUCGACUUUUUCUAUAAUUACGGUACUGCUAAAAUUAAAUUACAGGAGAAAGGCCUAUUUACGAAUGAAAAAUGCAACAGUUCCUUAAAAAAAGUUAAGGAUGCAUAUCAAAAUAUAAGGGAUAUUUGUGAUGGGGAGGGGGAUUCUAAGAGUCAAUAUUGUGAGAAACUUAUACAGGAGUAUAAGGUAAAAUUCCAGAAUGGGGCACCAUUAAAAUUAACAUGCCCCGGAGACCCCGCACAAGCAGACCAAUCUGAAGAUGAUGGGUCUGGUAAGCAGAAUAGAACAACCUUUAGUAAAAUAACUGUAACAAAACACACGGAGGCAGAGGAGGAAGAUGAGGAUGAUGAUUAUAAUGACAAUGACGACGAAGACGAUGUCGAAGAAGAAGCUGUUGCUGCUGAUCCUGGUGCUGCUAUUUUACCCGCUGUGUCUGGUGCAUUGGCUACAAUAGGACUACCAGCAGUUAUUUUCUUUCUAUAUAAAGUGAGUAUACAAUUAAAAUUAUAA